This is a messenger RNA of Amphimedon queenslandica, 369 nucleotides long. RefSeq names its product serine/threonine-protein phosphatase 4 regulatory subunit 1-like. The record is from RefSeq and is a predicted model, not a curated record. Bases 70 to 348 code for a protein of 92 amino acids. Gene Ontology annotation, cellular component: cytoplasm. Gene Ontology annotation, biological process: protein dephosphorylation. NCBI's taxonomy places the organism in Eukaryota, Metazoa, Porifera, Demospongiae, Haplosclerida, Niphatidae. Gene Ontology annotation, molecular function: protein phosphatase regulator activity. The transcript is spliced from 3 exons.
GUACUACAAACCCUAGGACCCAACCACUGGUCAUUACUCAAACCAACCUUUGAUAUACUCUCCACUGACAUGCAGUGGAAGAUCAGGCGUGUCCUAGCUCACAGUAUCCAUGAGAUAGCUCAGAUGUUAGGGUCCAAUAGAACAGUCUCUGAUCUGUUGUCUGUAGUGAAUGAGUAUGCUACAAAGGACCUUGAUGAUGUGAAGACUGGAGUACUGGCUCAUCUAUCGGAGUUCUUUGAGAUGUUACCCUCUGACAUUAGAAAGGAGAACUUCCCCUCUAUAUUAAAUGGGAUCCUGGACACUGAGAAUGAAAAGAACUGGAGAUACAGGGACUCACUGGCCGAGUAAGUGUACAUGUACAUGUACAUC